Messenger RNA from Sorghum bicolor (sorghum), 1586 nucleotides. RefSeq lists its product as uncharacterized. The record is from RefSeq and is a predicted model, not a curated record. Gene Ontology annotation, biological process: positive regulation of SREBP signaling pathway. Lineage: Eukaryota; Viridiplantae; Streptophyta; Magnoliopsida; Poales; Poaceae. The transcript has 12 exons. Bases 247 to 1077 code for a protein of 276 amino acids.
CUUGCCCGCACGCCCCUUGGCCCACCACCGCCUGGAGUCGUCUCGCUCUCGCCCGCGGCCGCGGCCUAUUCUCCUGCAUCCGCUCGCCGCGCCGCGCUGCAACCCGGAGGCCGGAGGAGACUGCGCUCAGUCGAGCACCACCUGGGGCCCAGCAUCCUCGCGACCAUCUCUGGCACGACGUCCUGCGACCAUCGCUGCUGUCCUACUUCGUCACUGGCCAGUUUGCCCCGCGACGAGCGCCCCGCGAUGGCCAAUUCGCGCCCUCCCCUCGGCCGGAUCCUUCGCCUCGCCGUCGCCGUCGCGGCCUGCGCCUGCUUCCCUAACCCCGUCUCCGGUAUCCGGAAGGACAUUGGCUUUAUUGAACCAAUUGUGUGCAGAAGCACUGUUCAGGGGCGGCAUCUGAUCUCUGAUGAUAAUGGUUAUGUAUGUUCUGCACUUUCAAUCAAUCCAUGGUCUCACUGCUGCCCAACAACAGGGGACCGCUUUUCCUGCCAGGGCUGCAAACUCGAUUUACAGUGCUGCAAUUCAUAUGAGUAUUGUGUUUCUUGCUGUUUGAAUCCUUCUAAGAUCAAGAAAGAAGAUGUGCUGAAGCUGAAGGUAGCUAAGCCAGUUACUGCUGGAACAUACACAAAUGUUUUCGAUUUCUGCAUGGGAAGAUGCCGCCAUAGCUCUGCAAGUGUGGUUCAUGAAAAUGCCUAUGCCAGUGAUUUCCAUCACUGUUUUUCAGUGCAGCAAAAUUCAUCAGGAUCAACUGAAUCUAGUGUUGUAUCAAAGUUGUUGGGCAUUAACGUUGUAGUAGGAAGGCCCGGGGAAUCCUGCAGCUUGGUGUGCAAAGUAAGAGGACAGUCAUGUGUUCCAAGCAGGCUCUCUGUGUUGAACAAAUGUGAGAUUUUGCAGAAAUAUAUGAGAUGCAAGAGUGGCUGCUUUCCCAGCCUUGGACCAGAUCAACCUGCUGAAGUUGUUGAUGAAGCUCCAACCAGCUUGAAUCCAGGAGCAUGCUUAUACAUGCAGAUGGAUGAGCGGCUCACAUGUGAUGGUUCGCAUCAGCAUACCCGGAGGCUCUGUCCAUGCGCUUGAGAAGGGAAAAGGAAUGUGACACUCAUAAGAGGGGAAACAAGUGGAGGUGAUAAGCUGAAAUCCGAUGGUUCUCCAUCACUCCCAUGAUGAACAACCUUUUUAUGUACUGGUUGCGGGUUGCCUCAAAAAGAACAUCCUACUCUGCUCCUAUUUUUGGGAAGGAUCAUGGAUGCAAAAUGAAAUGGAGUACCUGCAAAGAUCUGCUCCUGUUUUUGAGAAGCAUCAUGGAAGCAGAAGGAAAUGGAGUACCUGCAAAUCUUUGCAUGGUAUUUUGUAGGAUGUUGCGUGCUGAAUGAAAAUGCAUGCAGCUGAUUCAGCAGUGCGUUGGUCUAUAUAGAUACCAUCAGAGUGUGAUAGAGAUUAGAGAUGCAUUGCAUCCAUGCUUUCCUCAUAAUUAAUAUUUGUGGCUGUCGUGAGCAGCCUAUUCUCCUUGUCAAAAGCAUCAUGUGCAGACCAAACACCUGAACCAAUUAUAUAUUCGUAAUAUAUAUUGCACAAUCUUUGAUGCA